AUGAAACCAAACCUUUCUGCAUUCCUAUUAUUUCUUCUCUUUUUCGACCAAUCCCUUUCCGCUAAGGCUGGUUUACUUCCUCCUAAGGGCAUCCCCAACGGAUUCAAGUGGCCCAAGGGAAAUCCAUUCAAGUCAAAAUGGGUGGGUGACAUCUUGGACGCUAUUAUCCAACAAAACCUUCCUGCGCAACCUCCUAACGCACCACCGGUGCAAAUCAAAGGCUUGUCCCGAAUCAAAGACUACUUUUCUAACUUCAGCUACCUCCAAUCUGAACAAAUAGACGAUUAUUUGGACCAGAAAACUGAAUCAGCCAUCAAAAGAUACCAGCAAUAUUUCAAUCUCCAAGUUAACGGCUACCUAACAAACGAGACAUUGCAACUAAUCUCGCGUCCACGAUGUGCUGUCCCCGACAUGAGUUUCGACUACGACUUCACUCAGAACGUGUCGUGGCCCAAAGCCGGUAACCGGUGGUUCCAAAAGAGAAACCUCACGUACGCUUUUCUUCUCGCAAGUCAAAUCCCAGACAACACCACGAAAGUGUUCGGAGAGGCAUUCACGCAGUGGGCGCAUGCCACAGGGUUUUUGAACUUCACGAAGGCAACGACCUACGAUGAUGCGGACAUUAAGAUUGGAUUCUACAAUAUCAGUGCCGUAGUUGACUAUGACGCGUUUGGAGUCAGCUUUAUAAGGGAGAAACCUCCUUCUAACGUGAAGACAGGGGAGAUACAUCUCGAUGGGUCCAUAUACUGGGCUCUGCCCAGUGAAAACGACAGCUUGUCGUGGAAGGAUGGAGUUUUGGACUUGGAGAGUGUGGCCAUGCAUCAGAUAGGGCAUUUACUGGGACUUGAUCACUCUUCCAUGAAUGACUCUGUUAUGUACCCUUAUAUAUUGCCAUCACAGCAACGAAAGGUAGACCUCUCUAAUUCCGACAAGAACAACAUUAUGAAUCAGAAUGCUAACGUCAAUUCUGGCGAUGGUGGGUGUUUGGGAGUGCUUUUAAUGACCAUUAUAUCUCUCGGAUUUACUUAUGUGCUUCUUGGGUAUUAUGUUUCCUCGUACGUCUCGCACUUGCACGUUUGUUUGUGUCGUGGAUUUGUAAGUUGGGUGUAG
Molecule: messenger RNA, 1110 nt
Organism: Sphenostylis stenocarpa
Lineage: Eukaryota; Viridiplantae; Streptophyta; Magnoliopsida; Fabales; Fabaceae
Source: the annotation of a GenBank genome assembly